Molecule: messenger RNA, 3243 nt
Organism: Jatropha curcas
Lineage: Eukaryota; Viridiplantae; Streptophyta; Magnoliopsida; Malpighiales; Euphorbiaceae
Product: alpha-N-acetylglucosaminidase
Source: RefSeq, a predicted model, not a curated record
AAACGACAUCGAUCUCAAAUUUCAAUUUCAGAAAAAAACAAGCCAAUGAAAACGCCCACCCCAUUUCUCCGCCUUCUUCUUCUCCUCCUCUCUCGCCGGCCAUCAAAUUUUUGUCUCAUGCACUUAAACAGAAUCUCUUGACCUCAUCACUACCACUACUCUCCAAAAUGCCACCAAUCUACUUCUCUAUAAACCCUGCCAUCUCUCCUCAUCACCUAAGGACUAAGGUUUCUCACUCUCUCUCUCCAUGGCCUCUCUGCUUCCCGCCAUUUUUAUCUUCUUCGCGUUCUCUAUCCUUUCCUUAGUUCAGUCAUCGACGAUCGGCGUCGAUUACAUUUCGCGCCUUUUGGAAAUCCAGGAACGCGAGCGAGCUCCUCCUUCAGUCCAAUUAGCCUCAGCUCGUGGCGUUCUUCAAAGAUUGCUUCCUUCUCAUUCUUCGGGAUUCGAGUUUCGAAUAAUCUCCAAGGAGCACUGUGGUGGGCAGUCUUGCUUUAUUAUAAAAAAUAAUCCUUUUUAUACUAGACCUGGGACUCCAGAAAUUUUAGUUUCUGGAGUCACUGGAGUGGAAGUGUUAGCUGGUUUGCAUUGGUACUUGAAGUAUUGGUGUGGUUCACAUAUAUCUUGGGACAAAACUGGUGGUGCUCAACUAAAUUCAAUACCUAAGUUAGGUUCUCUUCCCCGUGUUCAAGAUUCUGGUGUCUUAGUUCAGAGACCCAUUCCUUGGAAUUAUUACCAGAAUGCUGUUACUUCUAGUUAUACUUUUGCAUGGUGGGACUGGAAAAGAUGGGAAAAGGAAAUUGAUUGGAUGGCUUUCCAAGGUAUCAACUUGCCAUUAGCAUUUACUGGGCAAGAGGCUAUUUGGCAAAAAGUUUUUAAGCAGAAAUUUAAUGUAAGCAAGGUAGAUCUGGAUGAUUUCUUUGGAGGUCCUGCAUUUCUCGCAUGGUCACGUAUGGGAAACUUGCACAGAUGGGGUGGACCACUGCCACAAAGUUGGUUAGAUCAACAACUAAUUCUGCAGAAAAAAAUUCUUACAAGGAUGUAUGAGCUUGGGAUGAAUCCAGUCCUUCCUGCCUUCUCUGGAAAUGUUCCUGCAGCAUUAAGAAAUAUAUUUCCAUCAGCAAAGAUAACACGCUUGGGAAAUUGGUUUACAGUUAAAAGUGACCUUAGAUGGUGUUGCACCUAUCUUCUUGAUGCAACAGAUCCGUUAUUCAUUGAGAUUGGAAAGGCAUUCAUUGAGCAACAGUUGAAAGAAUAUGGAAGGACAGGCCACAUAUAUAAUUGUGACACUUUUGAUGAGAAUACUCCACCCAUUGAUGAUCCAGAGUACAUCUCUGCAUUAGGUGCAGCAGUCUUUAAGGGAAUGCAAAGUGGCGAUAAUGAAGCUGUCUGGUUGAUGCAGGGGUGGCUGUUCUCAUAUGAUCCUUUCUGGAGACCUCCACAAAUGAAGGCACUUCUACAUUCUGUUCCUGUGGGGAGGCUGGUGGUCCUUGAUCUGUUUGCUGAAGUAAAACCCAUAUGGAUUACAUCAGAGCAGUUUUAUGGCAUUCCUUACAUCUGGUGUAUGCUACACAACUUUGCAGGAAAUGUAGAGAUGUAUGGAAUUUUAGAUUCAAUAGCUUCUGGACCAGUUGAAGCUCGAAUAAGUCAAAACUCAACAAUGGUUGGUGUUGGAAUGUCAAUGGAAGGUAUAGAACAGAACCCUGUUGUUUAUGAUCUCAUGUCUGAAAUGGCAUUUCAACAUAAUAAAGUUGAUGUCAAGGCAUGGGUUGAUCUAUAUUCAACAAGGCGUUAUGGUCGAUCAGUUAUGUUAGUACAAGAUGCAUGGAAUAUACUCUAUCACACAGUUUACAAUUGCACUGAUGGUGCUUAUGAUAAAAACAGGGAUGUAAUCGUAGCAUUCCCCGAUGUUGAUCCAUUCUUUAUCUUAGCACGGCAGAAGCAGCAGCAGCACAGCAGCAAACAUGUAGCAAGAAGAGCAGUCAUGAAUGAAAAUUCUGAUUCAUAUGAUCACCCCCACCUAUGGUAUUCAACUUCUCAAGUUUUACGUGCACUAGAACUUUUCAUCACAAGCGGGGAGGAACUAUCAGGAAGCAACACUUUCAGCUAUGACUUGGUUGACCUGACAAGACAAGCUUUGGCAAAAUAUGCAAAUGAGCUGUUCCUGAAAGUAAUAGAAUCCUACCAGUCAAAUGAUGCCAAUAUGGUUGCUUCCCUGAGCCAGAAGUUUCUGGAUCUUGUUGAAGAUAUGGAUACUCUCUUAGCAUGUCAUGAGGGGUUUCUUCUAGGUCCCUGGUUAGAAAGUGCAAAGCAACUUGCCCGAGACAACGAACAAGAAAGACAAUUUGAAUGGAAUGCAAGGACCCAAAUAACUAUGUGGUUUGACAACACAGAGGAUGAAGCAAGUCUUCUUCGUGACUAUGGGAACAAGUACUGGAGCGGUCUCCUGCUAGAUUAUUACGGCCCCAGAGCGGCUAUAUAUUUCAAAUACUUAAUAAAUAGUUUAGAGACUGGACAAGGUUUCCAAUUGCAGGAUUGGAGGAGAGAAUGGAUAAAACUGACAAAUGACUGGCAGAAAAGUCGGAACAUAUUUCCAGUGAAGAGCAAUGGAAAUCCUCUCAUUAUAUCCAAAUGGCUCUACGAUAAGUACUUGCGCAGCUCCGAUACAUAUGAUCAGUAAGUGGAGCUGCCAUAUCUAUGACUUCUUUGAUAAGGUCAUAAUCGUGCCCUUUAUUUUUAGGUUCAGUUGGACAAAGAAAUUAAUGCAUUGGAUGAACUACAUUAUUUCUUUUAAAUGAUAAACCCUUCUAGAAUGAAGACAGAAAAGUCUAUGUUAGAUAGGUUAUUUUGAAAAAUGAGGUGUCAUGUUAUGAAACAAGAAGUUUCUUAUCUGCAAAAGAAAAUUAAAUCUCUAUUUUCAUUUUAGUUUGAACAAGAAAUGUUUAUUUAAUAGAAGUAAAAGAAAGGAGGAAAGAUAGAAAAGGAAAGAAAAAAUGGUGAGUCAAGAAGUUGUGGCUCUGAUCCGUGGAACAGUGCAAGGGAAUGUCAAACUUUGACUUUCCCCUACCAGGAAGGAAGCAGCUAAAAGACGGCACUUUUAUUAUUUUACAAAAGGAUUGCACAUGCGUCGUCGUAUAGCCCUGAGUAAUUUUCGCUGGCACGCGUAGAGCGGUGAGCCAAUGAAGCUUCUAGGCUUGUAAUAUGUUGUGGGGUCUAAAAAAUCAGAAAUUAAAUGAUAAAAAAAAA